Molecule: messenger RNA, 2997 nt
Organism: Gekko japonicus
Lineage: Eukaryota; Metazoa; Chordata; Lepidosauria; Squamata; Gekkonidae
Gene: TGFBI
Product: transforming growth factor beta induced
Exons: 17
Coding region: 232-2256 (674 amino acids)
Biological process (GO): extracellular matrix organization; cell adhesion
Cellular component (GO): extracellular matrix
Molecular function (GO): cell adhesion molecule binding
Source: RefSeq, a predicted model, not a curated record
CUUCCCACACCUCCAGCCGGCUUCGCCUGUAGCCGGGAUAGGGACUAAGCCGGCCGCCCCGCCCCAGACCAUCGCCCGGGCGGCGGAGGGCCUAUCCCCGCCCCUCCCCUCCUCCUCCUCGCUCACGCCCUUAUUUAACUGCGAGUCCCAACUUUGUUACCCGCUCACUCGUCCUCUCCCUCGGGUGCCCGCCUCAGCCGCUGCUCGCCUCGCUCGCCUGCACCCCUCAAGAUGCGCGCAGGGCUCCUGCUCCCCGUCGUCCUGGCGCUCUGGGUCACCAUCGCCUUUGCGGCCAGGGCGCCUUACGAACAAAUCCUGCAUCACAGCAGAAUCCGGGGCAGGCAUCAAGGUCCCAAUGUCUGUGCUGUGCUGAAGCUUAUUGGAACGAACAGGAAAUACUUGCCAAACUGCAAACUCUGGUACCAGAGGAAAAUCUGCGGCAAAUCAACAGUGAUAGCCUAUGAGUGUUGUCCUGGAUAUGAAGAAGUCCCAGGGGAGAAAGGCUGCCCAGCUGCUUUGCCACUUGCAAAUCUUUAUGAAACACUUGGCAUUGUUGGGGCCACUACCACUCAGCUCUAUUCUGCCAGCUCAAACCUGAGUGCUGAAAUCACCGGCCCUGGAAGCUACACGAUUUUUGCUCCAACCAAUGAGGCCUGGGCAUCUUUGCCUGCUGAAAUGUUGGAUUCUUUGGUGAGCAAUGUUAACAUUGAGCUGCUAAAUGCUCUUCGCUACCACAUGGUGAAUAGGCGAGUCCUGACUGACGACCUGAAACAUGGAACAAGCCUCCCUUCAAUGUACCAGAAUAUUGAUAUCCAGAUCCAUCAUUAUCCAAACGGAAUUGUUACAGUGAACUGUGCGAGGUUACUAAAGGCUGACCAUCAUGCUACUAAUGGAGUGGUUCAUCUCAUAGACAAAGUCAUUUCUACAACAACAAACAGCAUCUUGCAAAUUAUUGAGAUUGAAGAAAGCCUUGAGACCCUUAGGGCAGCUGUGGCAGCUGCUGGUCUUAACAAUCUAUUGGACAGUGAGGGCCAGUUUACUUUGUUGGCUCCUACCAAUGAGGCCUUUGAGAAGAUCCCACAAGAAACUCUGAACAGGAUCCUAGGAGACCCAGAAGCUUUAAAAGAUCUGUUGAGCCACCACAUCUUGAAAUCGGCCAUGUGUGCUGAGGCCAUUAUUGCUGGCUUAUCAGUGGAAACACUGGAGGGUAAAAUGCUGGAAGUGGGCUGUAAUGGCGAUGAACUGACUCUCAAUGGAAGGCCCAUCAUUGCAAACAAGGAUGUCAUAGCAACCAAUGGUGUGAUACACUUUGUCAACGAACUUCUUAUCCCAGACUCAGCUAAAACUUUGCUGGAAUUGGGAGAGGAAUCCGACGUCUCAACAUCCAUUGACCUCUUUAGACAAGCUGGUCUCAGUUCACACCUCACUGGAAAUGAACGACUGACGCUUCUUGCCCCCACCAACUCCUUCUACAAAGAUCGCACUGCAUCUGCAGACAGAAACUUACUCCUGGAUCACAUUGUUAAAGAACAGCUUUCCUCUAAAUACCUUUAUCAUGGACAGAAGCUGGAAACGCUGAGUGGCAAGAAGCUGCGAGUAUUUGUGUACCGCAAUAAUCUCUGCAUAGAAAAUGCCUGCAUUGCAGCCCAUGACAAAAGAGGAAGAUUUGGCACCUUGUUCACUGUGGAUAAGAUUUUGACUCCUCCUGUAGGAACUGUUAUGGAUAUCCUCAAAGCAGAUGAUCGUUUCAGUACCUUAGUGGCUGCAAUCCAGUCUGCAGGCCUCACAGAAACACUGAACAGGCCAAGGUCCUUCACAGUAUUUGCACCAACAAAUGAAGCUUUCCAAGCUAUGCCACAGGGAGAGCUGAACAAACUUAUGGGUAAUGCUAAAGAACUUGCCAACAUUCUGAAGUACCACAUUGGGGAUGAAAUAUUGGUUAGUGGAGCGGUUGGCGCUGUUGUACGGCUGAAGUCCCUGCAGGGUGAUAAACUUGAAGUCAGCACCAAAAACAAUGUAAUAAAUGUCAACAAGGAGCCUGUUGCUGAGGCAGACAUUAUGGCCACUAAUGGUGUGAUUUAUGCUGUGAAUACAGUUUUACAGCCACCAGCUUUUAGGCCUAAUGAAAGAGGUGAUGAGCCUGCAGAUCCUGCAAUGGAAAUAUUCAGGCAUGCUUCUGCAACAUCCCAGAUUUCUCAAAGGAGUGCUCGGUUGGCUCCUGUGUAUUCCAGACUGUUAGCAAGGAUGAAGCAUUAAAGUGAAAACCAUUCUACAUGUAAAUCACAAAUAGGGAUUCAGCCAGAGUUUUUUCAUUGGGUUUGUUGAAAAGAAGGACUCUGUUGUUCAUCUGUUUUUGUUCUUUCUUUUUAAAAAAUAAACCAAGUAUUACACAAACAUCAUGUUUUCCAAUUGAAAUGAAGGAGAGAAAAUAAAAGCCAUGUAUAUUUAAACCAUUGGUUGAUAAGGGUACUUUUGUUCCCAGCUGUAGCUGAGAAUUUGGGGGGGGGGUUGGAUAUGAGCAUCACCUCCAAAACUGUUUAGACCUAAACUUCAUAUGUGCAAGAGUGAAGAAUGACUGUGAUUGAAAGAUACACCUCAGUUCAUCUAAAUCCUUCACAGGUGAGCACUUAACAAAUGUUGCAGUCUAAGCAAAGGCUUGAAUCUGCUGUCAGAAAUGGGACACACAAAGUGAUUGCCUGCUGAGUCAAAUUCUGGCUCCAGCCAGCCAAUGUUAUCUAGCUUAACUGGUAGCUGCUCUAAGCAAAGUUCUCUCCCCCCCCCCAAUAAUUUUAUUAGCUGGCAUUUGAACCUGGGACUCAAAGCUUGUGCUCUGCCCUUGAGAUACAAACUUUCUCCAAUGGGAGGCUUUUCUAAAUUAAGACUCCUCAGGUUCUCUAACCCUGGAAAAGGAGAUUCUUGAACAUUCUAGACUCAAACUGUCAAGGAGUCAGGCCUGUAGCCAGGAUUUUGUAAUUCAGGGGGCCUUUAAAUAAGUCA